Molecule: messenger RNA, 1607 nt
Organism: Lagopus muta (rock ptarmigan)
Lineage: Eukaryota; Metazoa; Chordata; Aves; Galliformes; Phasianidae
Product: complement decay-accelerating factor-like
Exons: 9
Coding region: 126-1097 (323 amino acids)
Source: RefSeq, a predicted model, not a curated record
UUGAAAAAGGAAAUAAAGCUUUAAAAAGAUAUAACGAUAACAAUAUUAAACGAGAACUGAGUUCUCCGUGGAGUUUUCACCCUUUGCUGGGUGAUGAAAAGAGCCGCCCAGCCUCAAGAGGGAGGAUGAAGGCAAAACGCCGCUGCCCCGAUUCCGAGGGCGGCUCCGCUUCUUUCGCUGCGGGCCGGGCGGGGCCGGGACUGGAGGAUUUCCCCAAAUGCCCGCUGGCCGCGAUGGGCUCCGCUCCGUCCCGCUCCCUGCUGCUGUCCCUGCUGUCGCUGUUGCCCGCGGUGUGCGGUGACUGUGGGCCGCUGCCCAAGCUCAGCAGGGCAGAACCCCCCGAGGACGUCCGGCACAAGGACAGCUUCCCUGUGGGCUCCCAAGUAACGUACAGAUGCCUCCAGAAUUUAUCGAAAAUCCCAUCGCGGUUGGAUACAAUAAAAUGCCUUAGUAACUCCCUAUGGUCCAACCUGCAGGAGUUCUGCGACCGCAGCUGCCAGAGCCCUCCCCACGUGGCUUUUGCCAAACUAUCAGAAGAAGAUGAGAUGAAGAAUUUUUAUGCUGUUGGGAUCACUGUGAGCUACGACUGCAGCCCAGGCUAUGAGAACAGCACUGCUGAACUCCCCAGCAGCACCUGCCGUGAGAAUUCAACAUGGUCAGAAGUUCCUGAGCUGUGUCACAAGCAGUCUUGUGGUCCUCCGACAAAGCCAGAACACGGCACAGUUGAGGUAACAGAUUACCACUUCCUUGCAAGUGCCAAGGUGGUUUGUGAUGAAGGGUACACACUGUCAUCAAGGGAGUCUUUCAUCUAUUGUUUCAUUUGGGGACAUGGGGUUGCCUGGACUCCGCUUCCAACGUGUCAGGCUUCUCCCUCUGCAACUGGCACUACAGCAGUGACAAACUCAACCCCUCAUUUGGAAGAGAAGGCGUCGGAGAGCCGCUACAUCCUACCACUUGUCCUCAUCCCUUGUGUCACUGGAGCUGCUGUGCUCAUCGCUUGGAGCAUCAAGAAGUGCAGUGAGAGGAAAAAGACUGGGUCUUACAAGCCAAAUCCUGCAGAUGAAGAGCAGAACCUACAACACAGAGCGCAGAGCUGAUGGGUGUGCAAGGGGCAGCUGCAGGCGAUCCCUAAAAGCACCAGGAUUUUUGCAAUGGAGAAACUCUCUGUCAAGAGGCAGAAGGUUCAAACUUAUUCGUUUUCAGCUCCCUCUCCCUUUCUAUAACAUUUUACUUUAUUUUUAGUGCCAGUAGAACAUUUUCCCAGUUCUUAAACUGAGACUUUUAACGUUCAGUAAUCAUUUCUUUCCACCAGGAGAAUGAUCCCAUGUAGAACACUGCGUUUGCACAUCCUUGUGAGAUCUCUGUACUGUGUGUUUUAAUCACUGUUUUGCUAAGACUCAUUUAGUAGCUUGCAGAUAAAAGUUUGAAAACUACAGUAUUUACAGCAAAACUGUUAUAUUUUUCAAUGAAAGGGCUACGAAAUAAGCAACGCCAUCAUACAGCCCGGCUGCUCUGUCACAUUUGCGAUGGGAAAAAUCUCUCGCAUCGCUCCGGUGCUUCCGCAGUCGCGUCCUCAGGCCGAGGCAAUCGGUCUCCAGGCGGGUGGC